This is a messenger RNA of Ochlerotatus camptorhynchus, 3423 nucleotides long. RefSeq names its product dihydropyrimidine dehydrogenase su(r) (gene su(r)). The record is from RefSeq and is a predicted model, not a curated record. The transcript is spliced from 5 exons. Lineage: Eukaryota; Metazoa; Arthropoda; Insecta; Diptera; Culicidae. Gene Ontology annotation, cellular component: cytosol; cytoplasm. Gene Ontology annotation, biological process: thymine catabolic process; uracil catabolic process. Gene Ontology annotation, molecular function: iron-sulfur cluster binding; uracil binding; dihydropyrimidine dehydrogenase (NADP+) activity. The coding region runs from base 144 to 3260 and encodes 1038 amino acids.
GUAUACAAACAAAAUAGAAAACCUAAUCGAAUAAUCACCGGAUCGUGCCACUCGAUAAGGGGGUGUAGCCGUUGUAUGGAAUCAGCUAACUGAUUUUGCAUUCUCUCUUAUCUACCCGUCACUAACGACGAAAACAUCUCAGCAUGAGUUGUGCUAGUGUUUUGACCAGCAAAGACCUUCCGGACAUUGAGAGCCUGCUGGCACUCAAUCCGCGCGUCAAGACCCACGGCUCACUGGUGCCGACCACCGUAACCAAGGUGACCAAGAAACACUGGAAGCGUAACACGGAUCGGUCCUGCACGAGCUGCACCCCGCUGACCAAUGACUUCUCGGACAUCAAGCACACGACCCUAUCGGAGCGGGCCGCCCUCCGUGAAGCCGCCCGUUGUCUCAAGUGUGCGGAUGCUCCGUGCCAAAAGUCGUGCCCGACUCAGCUGGACAUCAAGAGCUUCAUUACCAGCAUCUCCAACAAGAACUACUACGGUGCUGCGAAGGCCAUCUUCUCCGACAACCCGCUGGGACUAACCUGCGGUAUGGUUUGCCCGACUUCGGACCUCUGCGUUGGAGGCUGCAAUCUACAAGCGGCCGAAGAGGGUGCUAUCAACAUCGGAGGACUGCAACAGUAUGCCACCGAGGUGUUCAAGCGCAUGGGACUGCACCAGAUCGUACCGCCGAAUGUGGCUCCGCUCAAGUUCCCGAACAAGAAGGUUGCUCUCCUUGGAGGUGGUCCUGCUUCGCUCUCCUGUGCCACCUUCCUUGGCCGUCUUGGUUACAAGGACAUCACAAUCUACGAAAGACGCACCUAUCUGGGAGGUCUGAGCUCAUCGGAGAUCCCCCAAUACCGCCUUCCCAUCGACGUCGUAGACUUCGAAAUUCAACUGGUUAAGGACCUCGGUGUUAAGAUCGAAACCGGACGCUCCCUCUCGACCAAGGACCUAACCAUCGAAGGGCUCCUCAAGUCCGGCAACGAUGCUGUAUUCCUCGGAAUUGGUCUUCCACAACCCAAGAUCGACAAGAUUUUCGAGGGCCUUUCCCAUGAGCAAGGCUUCUACACGUCCAAGGACUUCCUCCCGUUGGUUUCCGACGGUAGCAAACCGGGUCUCUGUGCAUGCAAGUCCGCAGCCACCCAGCGUCUGCCGUCUCUCAGCGGCAACGUGAUCGUUCUCGGAGCUGGUGACACUGCUUUCGACUGUGCCACCUCGGCACUGCGCUGCGGUGCCCGUCGCGUGUUUGUCUGCUUCCGCAAAGGUAACAACAGCAUCCGUGCCGUGCCGGAGGAAGUCGAACUGGCUCGCGAAGAACGAUGCGAGUUCAUUCCAUUCAUGGCCCCAAAGGAGGUGGUCCUGAAGGAUGGAAAAAUCGCUGCCAUAGAAUUCUUCCGCACCGAACAGGAUGACCAGGGACACUGGAUUCAGGAUCCGGACCAAAUCACCCGGUUGAAGGCCAACUUUGUCAUAUCCGCGUUUGGCUCUGGUUUGAGCGAUAAAGACAUCAUCGAUGCCUUGAGCCCGGUCCCUCUGAACCGCUGGAAUCUGCCCCAGGUGAACCCCAAGACGCAACAAACCCAGCUAUCAUCCGUUUUCUGCGGCGGAGAUCUCGCAGGUGCUGCUGAAACCACCGUUGAAUCCGUCAACGAUGGCAAAACUGCUGCCUGGUAUCUUCACUGCUACCUUCAGGGUCUCUCGUUCGACACAACCCCGCAACUUCCACUGUUCUACACCGAAAUCGACGGUGUAGACCUUUCGGUUGAAGUUUGCGGUGUCAAGUUCGAAAAUCCCUUUGGACUGGCAUCGGCUCCUCCGACCACGGCUACCGCUAUGAUCCGCCGUGCGUUCGAGCAAGGCUGGGGCUUUGCCGUCACCAAAACUUUCGCCCUCGAUAAGGACAUGGUAACCAACGUGAGUCCACGAAUUGUGCGGGGUGUUACCUCCGGACACACCUUCGGUCCGCAGCAAGGUGCCUUUUUGAAUAUCGAAUUGAUUUCGGAAAAGUGUGCCGAUUACUGGUUGACUGGUGUCCAGGAACUGAAGCGUGACUUCCCGACUAAGGUGGUCAUCGCCAGUAUUAUGUGCACCUACAAUGAAGAGGACUGGACCGAGCUGGCCAAGCGAGCGGAAGCUGCGGGUGCGGAUAUGCUUGAGUUGAAUCUAUCCUGCCCUCACGGUAUGGGAGAAUCCGGCAUGGGUCUGGCAUGUGGCCAGGAUCCCAAGCUGGUCUACAACAUCUCAUUGUGGGUACGGGCAGCCGUCAAGAUUCCAUUCUUCGUCAAACUAACUCCGAACAUCACCGACAUCGUGGCGAUCGCGCAAGCUGCCCAGCGAGGCAAAGCGGACGGAGUCUCCGCCAUCAAUACCGUGCAGGGAUUGAUGACCGUCAAGGCGGAUACAUCGCCGUGGCCAUCGGUUGGCGUUGACAAGAGAACCACCUACGGAGGAGUGUCCGGAAACGCAACUCGCCCGCAAGCUCUGCGAGCCAUUUCUUUGAUCGGCAACAAAAUGCCCGGAUUCCCAAUCUGUGGAAUCGGCGGUAUCGACUCGGCGGACGUUGCUUUGCAGUUCAUCCAAUGUGGAGCUCCCAUCCUACAAAUUUGCUCAUCGAUUCAAAAUCAGGACUUCACCGUAAUCGAGGAUUACAUUCUGGGAUUGAAGGCGUUGUUGUAUCUGAAGGCAAACCCUCCGCCAGAGAGUUUGCAGUGGGAUGGGCAGUCGCCACCGUUGCAGAAGCUCCAGAAGGGUAAGCCCGUGGCACCGCUGAAGGAUGACGAUGGAAAACCGUUGCUGCACUUUGGAGAGUACAAGAAGAAGCGUGAGGAGAAGCUGGCACAAAUGCGACUUGAGAAGGGCUCGCUGUGGGAUCCAUGUGCAGAGGAGCUGAAUGGAGUGAAGAAUGAUGACGUUCCGAAGAUUUCCAAUCCAGCACCGAAGAUCAAGGAAGUGCUGGGAGCGGCCCUAUCGAAAAUUGGUUCAUACAAGAGUCUGGACAACAAGAAGCAAGUGGUGGCGCUGAUCGAUGAUGACCUCUGUAUCAACUGCGGCAAGUGCUACAUGACCUGUGCCGAUUCUGGCUACCAAGCGAUCGAGUUCGACUCGGUAACGCAUCUGCCCAGCGUGACGGAUGACUGCACCGGGUGCAAUCUGUGCCUUUCGGUUUGUCCGAUUAUCGACUGUAUUAGCAUGGUACCGAAGAAGAUUCCGCACGUUAUCAAACGAGGACAUAUGAAGACCGCAGUAGCGAUCCAUGCUCUUUCGCCAUCGCAGUGAUAGAAAGUGCUAAAUGAAUCACACUCAUUCGGCGGCUAUAUUCCAAGGACAUACACAGGAAACUAUCGGUGAUAUGAAUCUUUUCUGUCCGAGUACAGGUUUAUAAAGUGCAAAUAAUGAGUUUGGUUUAAACCAUAUAUAAUCAAAUAAAUAGCAUACCAUA